CACGCGCACUCUCUUCUCUGACAUUCUGGGCUCGCUGGAGAACAACUCGCCGGAGAACCACCCCGAUAUUCCGGCGGCGACGGAAGCGUUAUUAUCACUGCGAGGGUGGCGACCCUCGUCUGCCGCCGAGGGUGGCGGUGGAAGACCGCGCGGCAACGCGUGCGAAUUUGCGCGAGCCCGAGGUAGACGCGAAGCGAACCGCCCUCUUUGCAGUUCGGAAGACCACCCCCACUUCUUCCCCCUCUUGAUCGGACGCGCGCCCUCCCUCCUCGUCGCGGGUGCUUAGACAGCCUCGGGAAUCGAAGACACACGGAUACCGAGUUCCACGGGUGAAGAACCCGCGUGUGUCCUACGCGAUUGCCCUCCCUGAGGAUUCGUUGGAACGACAAUUUUCGAGUACCGCGAUAACGUGGACGACAGCGGGAACGAUCUAUUUCCCACGAUUCCGGUGCAUUUUCCAUCAGAGGCCUCGAUUAAGUGUGCGCAGUGCUGUCACCACCACCACCACAUUGUCAUCCUUCGAGCCGCGAAAGGACAAUCUCUCCUUCCGCGCCGUGACGAAGCGGGCAGUUUAAUUGGAGUUUAUGACAAUCUUCGAUCGAGGAAUGCGAAACAGUGCACGAUGAAUUUUGUUCGCCGGGACACGAAUCAGUGGUUUGUCAGGAGGAUCGCUACUCGCUCGGACUGAGGAGACCAUCGAAGAGAUCGAUCGAAAAUGCCGCAUAAUCAUUCGGAUGCUUCGCAGAAUUCGAGAAUCCCGAGUGACGGUGUUCAGAGUGGCACCGGAAGUGUUCGAUGAGGGUGGAAGUGAUCUCAGUGCGGGAUUUCGAGAAGGAAAGAGCCGGUGCGCGCUUCAUGUUCCUCGCGAGACAGAACUGCACGAAGAAAGCUUCGUGACGAGAAUCGAUCAGCGACGAUCGGCGACGAAUCCAAAGACUCGAAUCCGAAAUCGUUCGGUGUGAGUGAUCGCGAUCGCAGAGAUCCUGCGGGUUUGGUGCGCGAGCGAUAUUGAAUUGUCACGUUUUUCGAAGUGCACGGACCGGAGCUGAUAACCGAAGGUGAUUAGUGUGGAUAAUCGAUAACUAGUUCGGGAGCCUCGUCGCUGAAACGCACGUCAGAACUAUGAUGUCGGUGGGAGGAGUGAUUCGUGGGAGGAACGGUCAUAUCAACUAGAGAACGAAAGGAUGUGGUGAGGAGCCGGCUGUGUGUGGUUCGCGAGGUUCGAGAUGUCCGCCGUAACCAGCCCGUAUGGCCCCGCGGAGAUGCUUUCCGACUCGGUCUACUAUGCGACGACCCGACGGGGCGCCGCCGAUCAGGACAGCGAUUCCCAGUACGAGGCCCAGGCCCAGUUGCAGAUCACCAGCAGUAUCCAAAGCAAGCCGCGGAACAAGCGGAAGAAUUUCAAGCCCAUAAGCAGCCGGAUGGCGGAGGUGUCCGACGAAUCCGAGAGGGACGACGACGAGCCGGAGGUCGUGGAGGAGAGCUCCAGCGAGAUCCUCGAAUACGAGAGGAAAACGAUGCUGCUGCCGGCCGAGGAGAGAUCGAAACAGAGGCUGAAUAACAACGAGGUCAGUCCGAUGGACCUCUCGGUCACCACCAGGCCGCCGUCCUCCGAGGCCGACGACGAUAGCGGAGACUCUCUUGGCUACACGGUCACGCUCGAGCAGCUGAGGUCGCGGAAGCUGUACUCCCCCGGCACAGAGGCGAGGAGCCCGAACUCCGACUCGUCGGAAAGAAGCGGGAGCGGCGUUCUGGACGCGGAGUCGUCUCGUUUGGACGAUCAGGAUACGCCGUUCGAAGAUGAGCGGGGCAAUGACGUCGAUGGCGAGGUCGAGAUAGAGGAGCGGAAGCCCUUCGAGAAUAUGAGCGAGUUCGCCGAGUCGACGAUGCAGGAACUCCUGGCGAUCUACGGGCUAGCAGGAGGCGAAGUGGCAAAGUCGGUCAGCAGGCAACUGCCGCCCACGUUCCUCAACCCGAACAUCAGCCAGCAACCUCAAGGGAAAGCGAAGGUGAAGGAGGAAAAGGACGCUUCCUCGAUGGCGCCCGGAAGUCCACCCACGCCUCCACACACUCCGCAAAGUCCGCAACGUGCGAUUCCACCUCUCGGCAACCUGUCGCAAUCCUGCCAAACGUCAAACACGAACUCGCCGAAUUUGCAACAACAGUCGCAACAGCAGCAGCAGCAAGCGCAGCAGCACCAGUCGCAAGAACAGCAGCAUCCUUUGCAUUCCGUGACUAAUUCACCUCUGAGUCAGAUAUUGGUGCAAAAUCCGGGACUGGCGCAACUAUUACAGCAAAACCCGGCUAUUCUAUCGCAGAAUCCGCAAUUGGCGCAAUUGCUGCAGCAGAAUCUGCAGGUUCAGAUGGGCAGCGUGCUUUUUCAGAACGUCAGACGGGAGGAAUCUGAGGACUCGAGGGUACCGCCGACAAUAGCGAGCCUGGCGGCGAUGAAGGUGGAGGCAGCUGACCCGAAGGUUUCCGCCUUGAUCAGGCAGAGUAUGUCUCCGGUGGCAGAUACUUUAAUGAGCGGUUCCAAGACGCCGGUGUCACAGCCGAUCAUUGAUUACUCUCGAUACGUGAGGAGGUUUACAUCCGGUCAAGAAUGCGGCAGUACGUAUUGCAAGGAAUUGGGCUGCAGAGAACAUUUUCAUUGUUUGGACUGUAGCGGUAGGGUGUUCGUGAAAAAGGAGGAAAUGAUCAGGCACUUCAAGUGGCAUAAGAAAAGAGACGAAUCGUUGCAGCACGGUUUCAUGAGAUACUCGCCGACGGACGAUUGCUCGGAAAAGCAUCCCGGUCGAACCUGUCCGCACAAUGGAAAGCAAACUCAUUAUCAUUGCAUUCACGAGAAUUGCGACAAAGUGUAUAUAUCAACAUCGGACGUACAGAUGCACGCGAAUUAUCAUCGCAAGGACUCGGCUAUCAUACAGGAGGGCUUCCAGCGAUUUCGGGCUACCGAGAGUUGCGCGACCGACCAUUGUCCGUUCGUCGGUCAACGGACCACGCACUUUCACUGUCGGCGAGCGGGAUGUCGGUUCACGUUCAAAAAUAAGGCCGAUAUGGACAAGCACAAAUCUUAUCACAUCAAAGACGAGCAAUUGUCGCGCGACGGUUUCAAGAAGUUCAUGAAAUCGGAGGACUGUCCCUUCGAUCAGUGUCGUUUUUCCCGAGUUUGCAAUCACAUUCACUGUAUACGGCCGCACUGCAGCUACGUGCUGCACUCCUCCGGUCAGCUCUUCUCGCACAAGCGGAAACACGAGCGUCACGAGUCGGAGCUGGCUUACCGGAAGUACAAGCAGGUCAGCGCCAUAGGCGGUGCUCGUCCGCCGGGAUCGUGGGCGCCGGACGAACUGAGCGCCCAGAGCUUGUCCUUAAGUUUGAACGGCGAGAGCUCGAACGAAGAUAGGGGCUCGCCGUCGUACUAUUCCCUGGAGGAUUCCUUCCAGAGCGCGAGCGACCUCGCCAUAGACCUUACCGCCCCGACCACCACGAUCGCGGCCAGCGCGAGUUCCGCCAGCCUCGAUCAGCAGCACCAUCAGCAGUCUCAGCAACUCACCACCGCCGAACUGGCCUAUCUGGUGCCGGCCACGUCGGACUGCGCUUGCAACACGAGCAGAGAGCAUCAUCACUGCGGAUUGGACCGCUGCGGGGCCACCUUGAAGGAUCCUCGCGAGGUCCGGGAACACCUGAAAGAACACGAGACGCAGGAACGUAUCACGGACGCCUUCUUCGAGGAGGGCGGCUGCGACGACAAUUGUCUGUGGGCCGACAAGGAGAAACAUUAUCAUUGCAAUUGGGAGAACUGUCGGGAGGUGAUACUCUCCACCGACAAGCCGUUCCGCAGAUUGCAGCAUUACAAGAUACACGAGUACAGCCGGCAGUUGAAUCUCUCCUGUCCCUCGCACUCCCUCUCCCCCGACGUCACGCUGACUCAUCUGACGAAUAUCGAGGCGAUGUUUAGGCGGAAGCGCGGUAGACCGCCGAAAAAUCGGGUCAUAGAAAUCUGGUCGGGCGGCGACUCCGCCACGCACACUCACGAUUCGCCGCAGGCGAUUUUCACGAGUUUUAAACUGCCGAAGCCGCAGACGCCGAAUUUAACGUCGAGUCUGCUGACGGAAGAGCGAGAGGGUAGCGUGUCGCCGUCCAACAGUCUGGGCGAGCCCGAAGGUUUCGCCACGUACAAUCCGGAAGGAUGUCCGGACGUCGUCUGCGUUUUCAGAUCAACCAGGCAUCAUCAUUGUUCGCAGCCGCGAUGCUACUUCUCCACCGACAGGCCGGACCAGCUGCUCAUGCACAGCAAGGACUUCCACGACAACGUCGACAUCCCGCCGGGCUUUGCAUUCUACGACAAGAUGGUCGACUGCCGGCUGAGCGGCUGCCACAGCAAUCGCGCCAAUCGGCACUUCCAUUGCACGAGACCGAACUGCGGAUACUCGUUCGUUAGGUACUCGAUGAUGGCGUUGCACGAGAAGCAGCACUCCGGUCACGCUGAGUCUUGCACUCAAGAAUCGAACAAUCAGGAAUGCCAGACGCAGCCGCAGUCGUUGGUUCAGGAAACGAAACCCAGAAUUCAAGUGAAGAAUCCCGCCGAGCUGAUCGACAAGCCUGACGACAACUUGAUGGCGAUCGAUCAGGAUAACAGGUUGAUGAUUGAGGAUAAGGAAUCCGAGCUCGCGAGUCCCGAUAGCGGCAAGACCACCGUGGUGAGGGCGGCUGGCACCUAUUAUCCGGUCAGCGGACCGCCGAGCGAACCCGCACUUCCGGGCGUCGUGCUAUCCAUGCGAACUUCCGUGCACCAAGAAUCGCCGGUCAUGCCGUCGAUCAGCUCCACCUCGCCGCACACUCUCUACGGACCGGAGCAGAGCUGCAGCAGGCCGUUCUGCAAACUGAAACGCAAGAAUCAUUAUCACUGCAAUGCGUGCAAUCAGGCGUUCUCCGAGCUGGAUCGCCUGGUCGCCCAUAUAGCGAAGCACUCGACUGGCGCCAUCCUCAGCCAGCAGCAGCACGACAUGGUCAGCCCGUCGCCCAAUCAGCUGCAGCACGAUUACAUCGCGCAGCUGUCGCAGAAGCACGACUUCAUGUCGCCGAACGCUCAGAUGGCUCAGAACAUUCAGAACUUUCAAAAUCACAUGCAGCGGCAGAUACAGCAGAGCCUCGGCCAGCAGCCGCAGUCCAAGGACAUUAAAUUGGAGAAACCGAGAUGCAGCACCGACAUCGGCGUGCAAAAUGUCCCGAACAUCAAGCGGGAGCCUGGCGAGAUUAUCAUCAAGGACGAGGGUAACAAUUCCACGGUGGACAGUCACGAAAACGGGCAGCUGCCGCAACCGCUGAUCCAGCCUGCGAGCGUGCAACAGCCUGCGGUGCCGACCAGCUUCGAGCUUGAUCUCAGUCACGGUUUUCACUUUCCGAGCCCGGCCGUGAUGGCCGCGAUGAAUCAACAGAUCGCCCUGAUGAAUCAGGCUCUGCCGCCGUUUCUUCAGCACGGCGGAAUGUACGCCGGCGCACCCGGGCUGAUGUUCGCGCCCGGUUUGCCGCCGACGAAUUUUCUGCCACCCACGAGAGACGAGAAUCCCCUGGCUUCGUUGGCAGCUAAUCUUAAUCUAAACAGAAAGCGAUCCCUCUCGCCGUCGGACGCUAAUUCGCCGGAAGCCAAGAAGCAAAGACUUCAUCACUCGAUGCGUAUGCUGAAGGACGAGCCGGUGCCGGAGGGAUACGUCAGGUUCAGGUUCAACGAGGAUUGCAGGUAUCCUCAUUGCGGCUACAGAGAGCAUCAGACUCACUUCCACUGCAUGCGCCAGGACUGCGGCUACUCGUUCUGCGACAAAACGCGUUUCGUGCAGCAUACCGCGAGACACGAGCGCCUGGACACCUUGAUGGGUGGCGACUUCCAGCAGUAUCGCGCCAAUGUGCCCUGCGGCAGAGCUCAGUGCGCUUACACGUCGUCCCUCGGAUCGAUGCAGAACAAGGCGUCGCAUUUUCAUUGUUUGAAGUGCGACUUCGUCUGCACGGACACGAACAAGGUAGUCGCCCAUCGACGGCAGCACGCUAAGCUGGACAGCAUCGCGGCGGCCGGUUUCCAAAAGUUCACACCCAGUCAACCCUGCGGAGCCGUGCAGUGCCAGCAUUCCGGCAAGCAGACGCAUUAUCAUUGCCUGCAGUGUCAGUACGCGGUGCUGGGUCUUGCGCAGAUGUCGGCGCACAAGUACCGGCACAUGGACUCCUAACGAUCUCCCGUACAAGUCCUGCGACAGGACGCCCGAGUAAAGCAUUACCUUGAUCCCUGUAGACAUUCCCUAGAGAGAAUGGCACGGCCAUCUUCCCCCGACUAGGUGGAAAAUCGAGCGAAACCGGUAGUAGGGGCUAGUCAACGACGAUUCGUCUCGAUUCGAUGCCCACCGUCAAUAAUAAUUGUCCCACGAGCAAGAAGGUCGAAACGGUCAUCCGCGGAAUUCCGCGCGCGCGCGCGGAAGUGGCCCGUAAAAGACAAAUUCCUAGUCCCUAUAGACAUUCCCCGAAAAAUCACUCGAGUCCCUCGGUCGUGCGCGAUCGAGCGACGUUUUCUGGUAACGUGGAUGAUCAGUAGGUAAAACCGGUAAGGGGGCUAGUCAGUAACGUUUAUCUUCGGAAUGAGUACUAAUAGAUCGAAAUCUUCAAGUCAGAGUACGUCCGGUAUUUGCGAUUAAGUCGAGCGAACGUUGACAGGCAACUCGGUCUCCUCCGUACUUAGAGUCUGAGCAGUCAUGUGAAUCGACGAUAAUACGAUCGCGUUAUCGAGCAGUCUUUCCAAGCUCUAGAAACGCUUUCAACUGUAAACGAGACGGAACUUUGAUAAAUUUAUUCGAGAAUUACAAGGUUUAUACAUGGUCGAAUCUCAGAAUAUAAUUUUACCAUGCCUGGUCGGGAACGUAAACGAGAAGCGUGAGAAUGUGGCGUAGCACCUAAGACAAUAAUACGAAGACAAGCCUAUAACAUAGCUUUAGCACGGAAAAAGACAAACUAUAAUAUUUAAUAGGAGAAAAAAAGAGACCCUGUACAUUUUUUCCCUUUCUUAGUAUCGUCCUGUGUACCCUCCGCGUGAAUAGUCCUCACGAUGAUUUAGACUCUAGAUCUUAGAAUAGUAUAAUGCGUUGUUGGAAUAAAUGCGUUAAUGGAAUAAAACUUCGAAGGAAAAAUAAUAUUGAACAAAAUGUCAAGUCGGCGAUAUGAUAAUCCGCAGUUAGAAUUUUUUACGUGCUGCCAGACAGCGCGGAUCAACGCGGUCUUUCACUUCGGCACCGAGAAUGAAGAAGCGAGGGGAAGAUAUCGUCUUCCUAUCGUCUAGACACUUGAGAACUGCGAAGUUAAAAAUCGUUUGUUGCGUUAUGCCGAUGAUUUUUCCAUUGCACAAUUGAUAAACAAGAGAAGACUUAUAAUACAGAUAUAAAAAUUUCCGUGAGACUUUUUAUCUGUUUAUCUCAAAUUACAUAAAAUCUUGAAUUUCCCGCAACAAUUGCUUUGUAUGCGUUAUUCCGUAUAAUAAUUAUAAAUUAUUUGCGUAAAUGGUAAUUGAUUGUGCAAUGAUGAUUCAUUGAACUUUGAAAAUGCUGCAACAUAAAAAGAAAUUACACAUUCUUCGGGAUAGAUUACGUUCUGGAGGGUACGCGGUGUGAAUAUUACGAACAGUAUUGAUAAACUGAGAGUUAAGUAGAAAGACUGUGAGCCGAGACAAGAGCGGAGAAACAGAAUAAGACAGAGCGACGAUCGUUGAACGAUCAAGUUAAAAAAACGGAGAAAAUUAAAAAAUUGGAGGUAGACGUUAAAUUAUAUGUAUAUGUACGGAAAGAGAAAAAGUAUAUUCAAAAUAUAUUCUAAAAAGCGGUCAGUGAUCGACAUAACGCAAAGUUUAAUAUAUGUUUGUAUAGUAUAUAUGUAUUGUGAUUGGUACGAAUUCUACGGAGGAACAGAUUUCUUGCGUUUCAAUUUCUAAAGCACGCUCAACGAUGGUACGAUUCUGUCCAAUUUCAUUUUACGCAAAGUUUAUUUUUGCGGAUAUUCUCGUCGUAUACUCCUCGUCGAAUUAAGAGUAUCAAUAAGAAUAAAAAUUUGUUUUACAAACAAUAAUGGAAAUAAGACUAAUUCGAGUCGAAUCGCGAUUGUAUGCGGCCAUGUUGUUUGCGUUUACAAUUUUUAUUUAUUUACGGAGUAUUUUAAUCUAUAUAUUAAAUUAUUUUAAAUUAAUUAAUUAAAUUUACCGCCUGACUUAAUAACGAUAGCAAAGACUAGAAAUUAUAAUAAUUUAAAUAAUUAAUUAACACAAAUAAAUUGAAUUGUAAUAUUAAAAAAUUGUUUGUUAUUGUUGCUAAAUCAGGUUACACUAGCCGACUCGAUUAAUGAGUUGAAUAUGACUCAAAUUACGGAUUGAAACAUUUUGUAAAAUUUUUACUAAUUAAACAAACAAGAUUUGUGUGUAAACGCAUACAACAUCUGCGAUGUGACUCGAAUUAGUCUUUUAUUCUGAAUUAAAAGCAUGUCCGCUUUUUUCAUUUUCAAAUACAAUUUCAGAAAAUGGAAUAAAAAAUACAGAAAUAAUUUGGUUAGUAAUUAAUUUGUCUUAUCUUUGGAACAAAGUACAGUUUCUUUUUGUAUAAAAAAUGACGGUAAAAGAUAACGAAACCGGAUGAACGAUAAGAAGUAUCCGGAGGCGUAUGUUCUUAUUUGGCGACCAGAAGAAACGCAUGCAUGCAUAUUUUCUCGGCAGACAAUUAAACGAAAAAUAUUACUCGGCGAAAGACGCGCUAGGGUGCCUUUAGGAUCUUUUCCAAACUUUCGUAGGACCGUGCCUUAGCGACUUAACGUACAACGGAUACGCAGGAAGCUAUUUGUUCAAUGUAGCAGCAGAGGAAGUGAACCGAAUCGACGAUCAGAUCACUUAUUUGUAGCUAUGAUCGAAUUUCGGAGCAGAAUAUCGCAAUUGCAAUUGAUCAUGUUUAGAAAGACGGAUUGACCGAAGACUGAACGCCAAUUUCGAAAUAAAAAUAACAGAUUCCUAAUGUGAUCAUUGUUUUCGAUGAUCAUGCCGUGCGGUUCCUGAAAUCAAAUUCUUUCUCAGAUUCAUUUAAUCGACUGACCGGAAGACGAUCGUAGAUUUAGCAACUGGAAGACGUUAGUGCCUUAAAGAUACGUCAACUAGAUGAAACUCCGCGAAGUUAUAGUCGCCGAUAUUUAGAUGGCAAUUUUAACGUUUUUACAUUUUUUACAAAACAAUCUACAACUUAUUUAAAAAAUUUACUUAAUUUGUACAAUUUAUCGUCGUCGAGAACUUCCCUGAUUCUCCAUAAAACUAGAUUCCCGACAAACAUGUUGACAUGCAAACGUCUUGCGAAAAGUUUUUUUUAGAGUUGUGGUCUACAAAACUUGUUGAUGGAAAAUCUACUUUGGUUCUACACAUUGCAAUUAAUAUUUCUUGCAAAAUGAAGAAAAAUCUCGUAAUGUUGCAUCAGGUAGAAAAAAAAAUUAUUUACCAUAAAUAUUUACGUUUUAUGUCACGAUUAUUAUGUCAUCACAACCCAAACGUGUCCGCUCUCAAUUAAGAUAUCGCCGUAAACUUAUAUUUUUUUUUGUUAUCACGUUAAGCGAUAAUGAUUGUCAGUCACUGCUCUUCUAAUUUACAUUGUAGACAUUGGUCGGCCAUAAAUUUGAAAUCACAAAAAGAUAUCGUCGCAACAGACACAUACCCGUCAUAUACCCGAGAAAGAUGUAAAUAAUUUCUCAAAUAAACAAAAUCUCGUAAAGUGUUACACAUAUCGAAAGUCCUGUAAUAAAUAGUCAUAUUUUAUCGUCGAAAAUGUGUCCUGUUUCUGCAGAUCAACUCUGUAGCAUUAACUGUGAAGUAAACAAGAUAGCUUAUACAAGUUGUGUAUAAAAGUAACAUUUUAAGUAGUAACGAAAAAAACUGUUUGUAUUAAUUAAACAUGUCUCAUCCACGUGAUUCGUAAUCGUGAAGUCAUUAAAUUUUGGAGACGAUAAAUAGAAAUCAAAGUUCAUAAAAAAUUUUACAAAAUUAUAUUUCAGUAGUCAUACUUAGUCUUUACAAUUUUUCACGUCACAGCUAAACUCAUAUAUAGGUGAAUUGAAACGAUGGACCUAACGAGACCGAGAUUACAUUUAAUUCGAUCGGUCGAUUAGAUCCCUUGGAAGCGAGCCGGGGAUGGACUCGAGUAAUGUUCUUAUAAUUUUUCUUAAAUAUUACAAUAGUAGCAUUCCAUAGCGAGUCAAUAGUCAUCGAUCCUGUCCACGUCGACGGUGCAUCGUUCUUACGCGGCAGUUUAUAAAAAAAAAAAAUCGCGAAGAGAGUUCGUCGAUCUCGCAGUAUCGCGUGUCGCUUCGGCGAUGUAAUGCGAUAUCGAAGCGGAUACCAACCCCAG
Molecule: messenger RNA, 10400 nt
Organism: Linepithema humile (Argentine ant)
Lineage: Eukaryota; Metazoa; Arthropoda; Insecta; Hymenoptera; Formicidae
Product: zinc finger protein castor homolog 1-like
Biological process (GO): positive regulation of transcription by RNA polymerase II; regulation of neuron differentiation
Cellular component (GO): nucleus
Molecular function (GO): RNA polymerase II transcription regulatory region sequence-specific DNA binding; DNA-binding transcription factor activity, RNA polymerase II-specific
Source: RefSeq, a predicted model, not a curated record